Messenger RNA from Gekko japonicus, 1575 nucleotides. RefSeq names its product adenosylhomocysteinase like 1 (gene AHCYL1). Lineage: Eukaryota; Metazoa; Chordata; Lepidosauria; Squamata; Gekkonidae. The record is from RefSeq and is a predicted model, not a curated record. Gene Ontology annotation, cellular component: cytosol. Bases 16 to 1464 code for a protein of 482 amino acids. Gene Ontology annotation, biological process: L-methionine cycle. The transcript is spliced from 15 exons.
CAGUUUGCAGAUGAUAUGCAAGAAUUCACAAAGUUCCCAACCAAGACUGGUCGCAGGUCCCUAUCUCGUUCCAUUUCACAGUCUUCCACUGACAGCUAUAGCUCUGCGGCAUCCUACACAGACAGCUCUGAUGAUGAGGUUUCCCCUCGAGAAAAGCAGCAAACUAAUUCCAAGGGCAGCAGCAAUUUCUGUGUUAAAAAUAUCAAGCAGGCAGAGUUUGGACGCCGAGAAAUAGAAAUAGCAGAGCAAGAUAUGUCUGCUCUGAUUUCACUAAGAAAACGAGCUCAGGGGGAGAAGCCAUUAGCUGGAGCUAAAAUUGUAGGAUGUACUCACAUUACAGCACAGACUGCGGUAUUGAUUGAGUCACUAUGUGCACUGGGAGCUCAGUGCCGUUGGUCUGCUUGCAAUAUUUAUUCCACUCAAAAUGAGGUGGCUGCUGCAUUGGCUGAGGCUGGUGUUGCUGUGUUUGCCUGGAAGGGGGAAUCUGAAGAUGAUUUUUGGUGGUGCAUUGACCGCUGUGUUAAUGUGGAUGGAUGGCAGCCCAACAUGAUCUUGGAUGAUGGGGGAGACCUGACCCACUGGGUUUAUAAGAAAUAUCCAAAUGUAUUUAAGAAGAUCAGAGGGAUUGUAGAAGAAAGUGUGACGGGUGUGCACAGAUUAUACCAGCUAUCAAAGGCUGGGAAACUGUGUGUUCCAGCCAUGAAUGUCAAUGACUCUGUCACUAAACAGAAGUUUGAUAACUUGUACUGUUGCAGAGAGUCCAUCUUAGAUGGCCUAAAGAGGACAACAGAUGUGAUGUUUGGAGGGAAGCAAGUAAUAGUGUGUGGCUAUGGUGAGGUUGGAAAGGGAUGUUGUGCAGCUCUGAAAGCUCUAGGAGCUGUAGUUUACAUCACAGAGAUUGAUCCCAUCUGUGCUCUUCAAGCUUGCAUGGAUGGGUUUCGAGUAGUGAAGCUAAAUGAAGUCAUUCGUCAGGUGGAUGUGAUCAUAACUUGUACAGGAAAUAAGAAUGUGGUGACUAGGGAGCACUUGGACAGAAUGAAGAACAGCUGCAUUGUGUGUAAUAUGGGUCAUUCCAAUACGGAAAUCGAUGUGGCUAGUCUGCGUACCCCCGAGCUGACCUGGGAGCGUGUACGUUCUCAGGUGGAUCAUGUAAUCUGGCCUGAUGGCAAGCGUGUUGUCCUGCUAGCUGAGGGACGACUUCUCAAUCUGAGCUGUUCAACUGUUCCUACCUUUGUUCUGUCAAUCACAGCUACCACUCAGGCUCUGGCUUUGAUUGAGCUUUACAAUGCUCCUGAGGGACGAUAUAAACAAGAUGUGUACCUGCUGCCUAAAAAGAUGGAUGAAUAUGUUGCCAGCUUGCAUCUGCCUUCAUUUGAUGCCCACUUGACAGAAUUAACAGAUGAUCAAGCAAAAUAUCUGGGUCUCAAUAAAAAUGGGCCCUUCAAACCAAACUAUUACAGGUAACUUAUCUCUAUGAAGGAAAAUGGGACACAGCUUGGGUCUUCUGAAGGAUAGGCAGAUCUGACAGCAUGGGUUGUAGAUUUCUUUAGUUUUCUUGGUGUAGUGGUAAGAAUA